Molecule: messenger RNA, 2032 nt
Organism: Rhizophagus irregularis DAOM 181602=DAOM 197198
Lineage: Eukaryota; Fungi; Glomeromycota; Glomeromycetes; Glomerales; Glomeraceae
Biological process (GO): cristae formation
Source: RefSeq, a predicted model, not a curated record
UUUUUUAGAGAUUCGCUUGUCGAUCUGUAUAUCUGUAUACCAUCUACGUCAAAUCAAAUUCAUCCGAUAUAAAAGCGUGAUACGCAUCUUUAUUUAUGAAAACUUUUUGUAGGCUUUCUGUAGGUUUAAUUUAAAUGGAUUCGUAUGAAAGUUCUAGCUCGGUACCAAACUUAGACGGAGACUACGAAGAGGUUGAUUUUGACCAGGAGGUGCAAACACCUCCUCCAUUAGAUUUAUAUGGCGUCCUUAGCGUUCCUAAAGAGGCAACCGAAGAAGAAAUUAAAGACGCUUAUAAACGGUUAUGUAGAACUUUUCACCCAGAUAAACAUAUAAAUCCGGAAAAUAAGAAAGCAGCGGAAACGAAAUUUCAAGUUAUUCAAAAAGCUUACGAAGUCCUUACGGAUCCGAAUAAAAGAAUAGUAUAUGAUAUGUUUGGUGAAGAAGGAUUAAGUACUUCUUGGGAGGUUGGGCCUCGCUUGAAGACUCCACAAGAGCUUAGAGAAGAAUUCGAAAGACAGGCCAGAUUAAAAAGGCAACAAGAAGUCGAAAAUAUGGUCAAAGCAAAGGGAGAUCUUCAAUUAAUCAUAGACGCAACACAAGUGUUUGAUCCUUAUGAUAGCAGAAGUCGUCAAAGCAAUCGAUUCUCUAUACUUAAUAUACAGAAUAUUUUUGAGAAUGCUGAAGUAAAACAGCUUAGCAUGAAACAUUCCUUUGAAACUCAAUUACGACCACAAACUCAAGCAGUAGUAGUUGGCCAAACUAUUCUACGUAAUGGAAUAGGUGGUGGUAAUAUUAUCGGGACAUUACGGCAUUCAUUUUCACCAAAAGUUUGGGCUGAAGUCGGAUCUUCUAUAGUUCAGCCUAGAAUUGUGACUGCAAAGGCUUCAUAUAGUAUCGAUGCAGACAGUUUUGUCAUUGUCUCAGGUCACAUAGAUUCUAUUUACUCUCCACCAAAUUUGGUAUUUACAGGUGGUCGUGUAUUAGGGAAAAAUGUUACCGGUUAUCUCACUUAUAAAACUGGAGCAUGGUCGUUAGGCCCUUGGGGGAAACAUGGAUUGUAUUCCAGACGUGAAAAGUCAGCGGUUGCUAUAAGUAUUAAUGGCUCUUUUGAAAGGUCAGGAUACAAUUUUGAAAUACAGACAGGACUUGCACAAAUUUAUAUUUCAUUUAAUUAUAAUCAUAAACUUUUUAAUGAUUAUCUAGUUAAAACAUCAGCUACAUUAUCAACUUCUAGUGGUUUGACAGCAGUUUUAUUAGGUGAACGUAAAGUCACGGAAUAUACGAAAGCUUCUUUUGCAAUUGAAUGUGGAAUUCCCCACGGAGUAACUUUUAAAUGCAGAUUAUCUCGGUUAGGACAAAGAAUCACUAUACCAAUUCUGAUUUCACCGGAAUUUAACUAUAAAAUAAUUCUUUGGGGCACCAUUCUACCAAUUAUAACAAUUACCGCAGUUGAGCAAAUCAUAUUAAUGCCUAGACGACAAAAGAAGAAGGCCGAGAAAUUGGCAGCUCUCCGGGAGCUUCAUGCAGAAUACAUAGAAAAUCGUAAGAAGGAAGCGAUAGAAGCCAUUCGUCUUCUACUGCCUUCAGUGGAACGCAAGAUAGAAACGGAAAAAGUAAAGGAUGGCUUAGUUAUUCUAGAAGCUUGGUAUGGCAAUAUCUCAAGUUUAAGAGACGUCCCCUUAAACGAAAAAAAAGACGUUGCUGAUGUGAGAGUACCAGUUCAAGCUCUUGUACAUGAUUCACAAUUAACUAUUCCGGGAGGAUACUCAAAGUCAAAUAUCAUGGGAUUUUACGAUCCAUGUAUGGGAGAACCUAAGCAAUUAAAAAUCAAGUAUCAAUUUCAACGUAAAUUUCAUGAAGUCAUAGUGGAUGAUACAGCGCCUGUCGCGUGUCCUUUAAGAUCUCAUAUUAUAUCAAUUCAUUAACACUGCAAUAAAAUAUUUAUAAUAACGAACAUAAUUUCUAUAUUAUUUUAAAUAUAUAAAAUAUAUGCAUCUUAAACUUGCAAUAAUAAAACGUGAUUUUUUUUUUU